AUGAUUGUUCCUUACCUUCAAAGUUCUCCAGAGCUUGGGAAGGCUGUACUUGUCUUAUGUCUCAUGCUACUGUUAUAUUUACUAAGUUCGACAGCCGACGAGUUCUUUUGUCCAGUAUUACAAGCAAUUGUUGAGAAAUACCGUAUUCCACCUCAUGUAGCAGGUGUUACGUUCCUGAGCUUUGGUAAUGGAUCACCUGAUGUUUUUUCUAAUAUUGCAGCGUUUGCAACGCCAACACCAUCAAUUGCUGUUACAUCUAUCCUUGGUGGUGGUCUUUUAGUCACAACAGUUAUCGCCGCGUGUGUGGGGCUAGUAUCUGCCGGUCACGAGCAGUUGAUCCCCCGUACGUUCUUGCGUGACGUGGCUUUCUACUUCGUGGCUGUACUAUACUUGGGACUGGUAUUCUUUGAUGGUCAAGUGGAAUUGCCUGAAGCCGUGGGAUUCCUAUUCAUCUACUUCGUCUACGUGCUCGUGGUGUUUUCAGACAAGCAUUUAGCAGCUUAUUGCUUUCCAUGCAAAGUACACACAGAAGGUUUAAUCUACGGCGUAUUGAACGACGACGAUGAGGAUCUCCAGUAUUGGUCGUCUUCGACGGCGAGUGAAAAGGGUGCAGCAAUUACUUCGUUGCCAUUGCCAGUUGAUCAGCCCCAAGAACAACAAAAGCACCGCCCUUAUUUGAAAAGCCAAACGAUCCCUGUGUACAAAACCUUUGUGCGAGCACAGAUUUUCUCAGACUCAGAGCAGUCUGAACCGUCCCCACGCUUUCUCGAUCGCAUGCUGUAUCGUAAGAAUUCCGUGCCUACACCGCGCUCAGCUCCUUACAUCACCGAUGAGUUCGGACCACUUAGUCGAGACGAGGGACAGUCGUUGCUGGAAGUCACGGAUGUACAUCUUAAGCGCCCUACGUCAAUGUGCGUAGCGUCAAUGCAGGAGUCACGGCAUCGGAUGAGACGACAAAGACGUCGGCGCAAAACCGCUUGGGAGUCCUUGGAGACGAGUACGCAUUUUGGAACGAUGGCACGACGGUGGACGCGUGGGUAUCACGCACUCAGCGAUAUUGAUGAGUUUUCUUCUUAUUUUGAAUCGGACGGUUUUGACGCAGAAAACGAAGAGAACUUUGAAAUGCCCGAGGAGGAGUUUGGAGAAAAGGAUCUUGAAGCGACAUUACGGUCAUCAGAAAACGAUGAGCUUCCGUUGGAGACGAUCAUGGCUGUUUCCUCAAUCGAUUGCGUCAAGCUGAAAGCUAAACGAUGCUGGAGGCUAGCAGUUCAAUCAGUAAGAUGCAUUUGCUCGACCUUCGUGCGGGUCGUAUGGAACCCGUUUGCGGUGUUCACUGUGUUUGUGCGUCGGUUGACCAUUCCGCUGGUGGACGAGGAUACCUGGGAUAAAAACCUGAUUGUUGUUUGUCCACCUUUUGCGAUGUUGUUGUUUGGCAUUUCGGUAUUUUCGUUAAGCAUUGAAGAUCCUGUUUUUCUCAUGUCGGUCAUCGUAGUUGGUGGAAUGAUCAGUGGCAUUAUCGAGCAUUCCACGUCGCCACUUGCGCCACCUGAAGGCAUGCUGCUGGCGCCUUUUCUUGGUGUGGCUUUUGUCAUGUCUAUCAUAUGGAUCAUGAAUAUUGCGAACGAGGUUCUUGCUCUUUUAGAGACCUUGGGAAAGCUUUUUGGCAUUCCAAGUUCAGUGUUGGGGGUGUCGGUUUUGGCGUGGGGUAACUCAAUAGGUGACCUUGUGUCAAACAUGGCUAUUGCGCGCGACGGCUUUCCUACCAUGGCUUUCGCCGGCUGCUUCGCUGGGCCUAUGUUCAAUCUCCUUGUUGGUAUUGGGUUGUCACUUACAAUUGCUAUCGCAUCGCACGGUCCUCUCUCCAUUGCCAAACCGUCACCACUGGUGUACUUGGGCUUCGGGUAUCUUCUCCUGAGUUUGCUGCUUAACAUUGGGAUGGCAUCAUACGAUGGCUUUCGGUACCGCCCACGACUUUGCUACAUCCUCCUGGCGCUAUACGCAUCAUUUGCCGUUAUUUCCAUUGCACUUGUGGCGAAUUACCCUGACGAAUAA
This is a messenger RNA of Peronospora belbahrii, 2052 nucleotides long. NCBI's taxonomy places the organism in Eukaryota, Oomycota, Peronosporomycetes, Peronosporales, Peronosporaceae. The record is from the annotation of a GenBank genome assembly.